UUUCACCGCGAGGUUAAUAGUUAUAAUUUAUUAGCUUUAUCAUCAUCAUACCAAAUAAUAUUUUUUGUCUCCUGAUUCAUGAGUCCUGGACACGUGUGAAAUAUUGAAAUUCUAAAUUAUUAAGUCUUGUUACUUCUGAUUUUAUUUUCAAAUUUUCGAAAACUGAAGAAAUAUGGACAUUGAUAAAAAAGAAUAUGUUGAAGCUCCGUCAACAAGUACUGGUAGAGGUGUUGUAGAAAAAAAAAGAUUUGAAGUAAAGAAGUGGAAUGCUGUUGCUUUAUGGGCUUGGGACAUUGUCGUGGACAAUUGUGCCAUUUGUCGUAAUCACAUUAUGGAUUUAUGUAUCGAAUGUCAAGCCAACCAAACAACAACAUCUAGUGAAGAAUGUACAGUUGCAUGGGGCGCGUGUAAUCAUGCUUUUCAUUUUCACUGCAUAUCUCGUUGGUUAAAAACUCGUCAAGUAUGCCCACUUGACAAUAGAGAAUGGGAAUUCCAAAAGUAUGGUCAUUAAUAGAAAAAAAUUUGAAAUAAAAUUUUAAUCUACAUUUUUUUCAUCUCUCAUAUGAGUAAUAAAAAUUUAAGUAUUAUCAAAAUCUCACUAAAAUUAAUAUUUAUAAAAAAAUAUUGAAUAUCAAUAGUAGAAUUUCCUUCAUAGUUUUCAUAUCAAAC
Messenger RNA from Melanaphis sacchari, 669 nucleotides. Its product is annotated as RING-box protein 1A-like. Gene Ontology annotation, molecular function: zinc ion binding; ubiquitin protein ligase activity; cullin family protein binding. The coding region runs from base 173 to 511 and encodes 112 amino acids. The record is from RefSeq and is a predicted model, not a curated record. Gene Ontology annotation, biological process: ubiquitin-dependent protein catabolic process; protein ubiquitination. Gene Ontology annotation, cellular component: nucleus; cullin-RING ubiquitin ligase complex. NCBI's taxonomy places the organism in Eukaryota, Metazoa, Arthropoda, Insecta, Hemiptera, Aphididae. The transcript has 2 exons.